AGUUCGUUAUUUUUUGCGGCGCAGACACCGAGUGGUUAUUUCCUCAUCUUCCUUUUAAAAAGAAAAACCAGUUCUUCCUCUGGCAAUCCCCGCUCGUCUGCCCAGUACGAGCCAACAGCUGUUUUUUUAACGUUCUUUAACGGCAUACACACCGCAUAUAAGGUACGCAUCUUAAAAAAAAGAAACAGCAUUAACAAAAAGAAGGCAAGCUUUUUUUCUUCUAAUCGUCUCCUAGCGCCAGAAUGAUGUUUUCGCGAGUUGCCGUCGUCGCGCUGGCGCUGCUGCUCGGCACAAUCUGCGUGACCCACUCGGCCUUGGCCGGCCCCAUCCUGGAGGUUGCCGUGGACCACGCGAUCAUGUUCAACCGGCAGUUUGGCUCUCAAACAGACAUCCCCUACGGCAGCCGUGCGGUGUUGCUGCGCGGCGAGAUGGUGCGCUACGCCGCUGGCGCGUCGAGGACCUAUUCUGGCUACACCGUCUACGUCCCGUGCCGCGAGCACUUGAGCAAGUCCGCCGUGCAGCAACUCGCCGGGUCGACGCGGACGGCCUCCGCUGCGAAGGGGCUUGUGCUGGAGCUGUGCGAUACGGACACUGCGAAUGAGCAGGCACUCGCCCUCUUCUUCGCCACCGCCGCGGCGGACAUCCCCAUCUACUUUCUGCCGCGCGGCGAGGCGUCGCAGCAGCUGGCCAAGCUACUGACCUCCGCCGCAACCCACAGCGGCUCGACGGAUCGGGUGGUGCUGUCCAUCGGCAGUACGGUGCGGACCACCGCGCCAACCGCGAACCUCACGCUGCCCACCGCGCUCAUUGAAAGCACCUUCACCAACCGGCCCAAGGAGGCGCGGAAGCUGGGGGCUUCCUCGCUGCCGCACGUCCUCGUCACGGCACAUUUUGACUCCCUCGGGGUGGCGCCGACGGCGCUGACGAACGGCGGGGCGACGGGUGCGGUGGCGGCGAUGGAGCUGUGGCGCCGGCUGACGGCCGCCCCGACGGUGCAGGAGGACGGCGUGGCGGCUGGCACGUCGCCCUACGCGGUGACGAUGGUGCUGGGCAGCUCGUCUCGUUUCAACUACGCCGGCACGAAGUCGUGGGCCGCGCAGCACUCGGACGCCGAGCUGGACCGUUUCAAGGUGGUGCUGAGUCUGGAUGAACUUCUGUUGAGCCCCGACACGGCGGCCGACGCCGCAGACCUCUACCUGCACGUCCACGACUCUUUGCUGAAGCGCCCGCAUGGUCAGCAGGUGGUGGAGCAGGCGGAGGCCGUGGCGAAGGCGCACGGUAUCUCCCUGAAGGUCGUCCCGGGAAAGACGAACUACCAGCAUUACGACCUCAAGUUCGAGCACGAGGUCUUUGCCAGCCGGCAGAUGACCGCCAUCACGCUCUCCGCGCGUCGCACCCACCACGUGGAUCAGAUCUUCCGCGACGUGCGGCGGCCGCCCUUCACCGCUGCGGACACCGCAGAGCUGACGAAGCGAGUCAACUUUGUCGAGGCCCUCGUCCGCGUGCUUGUGUCGGCGGGCGACAAGGAUGCGUCGCUGCAGUGGCCGGGCUCUGCUUCCUACGUCAUGGGGAUGUUGCACUACGCGAGCAUCUCGCACCGCUCCACCGUCUCCCACAGCGGCGCGGACUUGAAACAGUACGCGACGGCAGUGGAGCAUCAGAUGCGGGCGCAGGCGUCGGUGGCUCAGCGUGCGGGCUCGAGCACGGCGACAUCGACUGUGACCUUCCUGCGUCUGCGCAUGCCGAGCAUUACCCUCUCUGGCCCGUAUGAGGAGAAGAUGGCCGUGUUCUUAGCCAAGUCCUACCUUUUUGAGUGCGGUGUAGCGGCCGUGACGCUGGUGGCGGUGCUUGCGUUUCUCUAUGUGGAGCUCGGCGUGUCGGGCAUCAAGAGUCUCGUACUGGAUUAA
This is a messenger RNA of Leptomonas pyrrhocoris, 1907 nucleotides long. RefSeq lists its product as hypothetical. Bases 243 to 1907 code for a protein of 554 amino acids. The record is from RefSeq and is a predicted model, not a curated record. Gene Ontology annotation, biological process: regulation of signal transduction. Lineage: Eukaryota; Euglenozoa; Kinetoplastea; Trypanosomatida; Trypanosomatidae. Gene Ontology annotation, cellular component: endoplasmic reticulum membrane. The transcript has a single exon.